AUGUAUCCGUUUGAUCGAAUACGAGAACGCAUCUACGCAAGACCCUCGGAAUCUGCUGUACCACGUCUUAUUGUUAUCGAUGGUUGUAACGUUGCCCGCAGUUCAUGCGGAACAGAUCCUCGCACCGCACGCGCCGGUCGACCGGCAUUCAUCAAUUACGAUGAUUUGUACGUGUUGGAAUUUGCGGAACGUCAUGGUGGUUGUGUAUUAUCCAGUGAUAGAUUUGAUGACAUAGCAAAAGAACAUUCUUACAAAGAUUUGCGUCGAAUAAUUGAGGAACGUCGAAUUAACGUCAUUUUUCGUCCAUUAACCAGCGAUUUUGUUCAUUAUGGACGUGACCGUUUCUUUCGUUUCCUACCUGAAAUUUGUAUUAUACAUGAUAAUAAUGAUUUUUGGCAAAUUGAAGAACACAUACAACAGCGCUUAUAUUGUCUUCCGGAUGACAAAGAUUAUGUUAAGGCUGUUAGUCGUAGACAGCGUUGGACAGUGGAACGUCGAGAUGAAAUUGUUUGCACGAUUGAUGCAUUAUUUGAUGAAAUUGCUGCAAAGAAUUGUUUGGUACCAAAAAUUAUACCAAUUCAAUUUUCAAAUACAAAAGUAUCACGAAAUACUGCAACUUUAUCAACGACAUCAACAAAGCUGACAGUAACACGAUCAACACGAAUAGCUUAUGAUGCGAGAUGUGCUAAGAUAAUCAAUCGUUUGGAUCAAAUCUUUGAUCGUGCUCUAAUUGUCAAGCUGUGGAAGAAAGGAUCUUACAGAUUUGAUAUGAAAGAAUUUACAAAGCUCAUUAACAAAAUAACAUUAAAUUGGCCAAGACGUCAAGAGGCAAGGGAAAAGGAAGAAAAUGAAUAG
Messenger RNA from Acanthocheilonema viteae, 855 nucleotides. NCBI's taxonomy places the organism in Eukaryota, Metazoa, Nematoda, Chromadorea, Rhabditida, Onchocercidae. The record is from the annotation of a GenBank genome assembly.